Messenger RNA from Danaus plexippus (monarch butterfly), 2682 nucleotides. RefSeq names its product glucose dehydrogenase [FAD, quinone]-like. Gene Ontology annotation, molecular function: flavin adenine dinucleotide binding; oxidoreductase activity, acting on CH-OH group of donors. The transcript is spliced from 4 exons. NCBI's taxonomy places the organism in Eukaryota, Metazoa, Arthropoda, Insecta, Lepidoptera, Nymphalidae. The coding region runs from base 1 to 2634 and encodes 877 amino acids. The record is from RefSeq and is a predicted model, not a curated record.
AUGGCAAGGCACAAUCCUGCGUCCAUUAAACCUUUAGUUUCUAGUACUAGAAUUAUGUUCGGGCUCUUACCGGGACUUGGAGCCAUUAUUUUAUUACGUUUAGUGAUACAUUUAUAUCGUCCUGAUAUAGAAGAUGCAGAAAACAGAGUAAAGGAUUGCGAGCCGGAGGACUUGUAUGAGUGGUAUGACUUUAUCGUUAUUGGAGGUGGAUCAGCGGGUUCUGUUGUUGCAAGCCGUUUAUCAGAAAAUCCUGGAUGGAAUAUUCUUCUCUUGGAGGCGGGACCAGACGAAAAUGUAUUAUCAGAUGUACCGGUAAUGUUUCCUGCACUACAAACAUCGAAUGUGGAUUGGCAAUUCUUAACUGAACCUAGUGAUAAAUAUUGCUUAAGUAUGGAUAAUACAAUGUGCAAGUGGCCUCGAGGGAAGGUAUUGGGCGGCUCUAGCACACUAAAUGCUAUGCUUUAUAUAAGAGGAAAUAAACGAGAUUACGAUAAUUGGGCUGACAUGGGCAACGAAGGUUGGUCUUAUAAUGAUGUUUUGAAGUAUUUUCUUAAGGCAGAGGAUAUGAAAAUACCAGAGUACCAGAAUAGUCCUUAUCACUCAACUGGUGGUCCGAUAACAGUUGAAUACUUUCGUUACCAGCAACCAAUUACAAGUAAAAUUUUGGAAGCUGGUGUACAACUUGGCUACAACAUUUUAGAUGUAAAUGGCGAAACGCAAACUGGAUUUACUAGAUCUCAUGCUACUAUUCGUGAUGGUCUUCGUUGUAGUACAGCAAAAGGCUAUCUGAGACCGGCGAGUAAAAGACCCAAUCUUCAUGUGAGCAUGCAUUCAUUUGUAGAGAAAGUAUUAAUAGAUGAACUAAAAGUUGCAUAUGGUAUAAAGUUUACCAAACACAAAAAAUCGUAUGUUAUAAGGGCUAGUGGGGAAAUAAUUAUAUCAGCUGGGGCGAUACAAUCCCCACAAAUAUUGAUGUUAUCUGGGGUUGGUGACAGUGAACAGUUGGAGGAACUCGGUAUACAUCCAAUAAUAAAUUCGCCUGGUGUUGGCCAGAAUCUCCAGGAUCACGUCGCCAUGGGCGGUCAUUCAUUUUUAUUUGAUAAUCCCUAUACUAAUGGAACCGAUUAUUGCUUCAAUUUGAACACAGUAGUUUCAUUAGCAAGCCUCAUUGACUUCACCAUUAAUAAAAACGGACCAUUAUACAGCAUGAUGGAGGCGGAAGCUAUGGCAUUUGUAAACACAAAGUACCAGGAUCCAGCGGAAGACUAUCCGGAUAUACAGUUUUUCAUUGCUCCGACAGCAGACAAUAUGGAUGGUGGAUUGUUUGGGAAACGUGCUAAUGGAAUAUCGGAUGAAACUUAUGCUGAAUUGUAUGAGGACAUCCUUUACGACUCCUCAUUUUCUAUAGUUCCCUUGCUUUUAAGACCUAAGAGUCGCGGCUACAUAAAGUUAAGAGAUGCAAGCCCCUUUUCCGCUCCUCUGAUCUAUCCAAACUAUUUCACAGAGCCAGAGGAUGUCAAAAUAUUGACCGAAGGCGCUAGAAUAGCACUAAAGUUGGUUCAACAACCAGCGCUGCAAGAAUUAAAUGCAAGACCUAACCCGAAUCGUAACCCUGGAUGUGCGGAACAUCCAUUGAUGUCAGAUGAACAUUUGGAAUGUCAAGCACGCCACCAUACUUUAACAAUAUAUCAUCCAGUGGGUACCUGCGCUAUGGGUCCACGCGGAGACCCAAAUGCUGUGGUAGAUCCUAGACUAAGGGUGUACGGAGUAAGUAACUUAAGAGUGGUUGAUGGAAGUAUAAUGCCGAAAAUAGUAAGCGGAAAUACGAAUGCUCCAAUAAUCAUGAUAGCAGAAAAGGCAUCAGACAUGAUUAAAGACGAUUAUGAGCAAGUGAGAACUGAUUUAAGAGACAGUGAUACCAAAAAUAACCAACAAACAGGCAGUUUAAAUUCCGAAGAAGUAUAUUUACACAAUGAACAAAAUUCAAAUUACAGAAAGAUUGAAGAAUCGAAAACAUUGCCAAACUUAUUUUCAGAAAUAAGUCACCUUUUUCCACAUUUACCGAAAGAUAUUAACCUAAACUAUGGAAGAACAGGAAAUAUAUUAGAAAAACAUGACUCAAAUAAACACGGUGACAAAAACAAUAAGCUCUUUGUAAUUGAUGCAAAAAAUCGGGGCUCACCCACAACAGAGGAUGAUCUAAUUGCAAUAAAAACUGAUACUAAUGAGUAUAAUUCAGUUAAAUCGACCAACAAUCCAUAUCUUAUAGAAGAUACUGAUAAAUAUAUUCCCAAUUAUUUAAAUACUUUUUCAAAUCGUGGGAAGGAUCUUCUUAAUUCUCAGGCAGACUUUGACGCUAUGACACCUUACAAUAACUAUGAACGGACAUUCAAUCAUUACCCCGAACCAACUAACUAUAUAUUGCCUUAUUCCUUCGAUUUUACAAUACCAAAUAUCUUAUAUGAGCCGUAUCCAUACUACAAUUAUAAUCCAAAUAUUGCAUACGUGCCUCCGUUUAUUGAUCAAACACAACAAAUAUCUCCAAAAUUCUACAGUAAUAGCCGAAGAGAGCAAAAUAAAAAAUGUCGUCACUGGUUAUUCUAUAACGGGAAUAAAAUUGAAAUAGAUAUUUAAAAAUAGAAUGUAACAUUUAACCCUUUACAAUAAUCUAUUUAUUAUGAA